Molecule: messenger RNA, 2939 nt
Organism: Paramecium octaurelia
Lineage: Eukaryota; Ciliophora; Oligohymenophorea; Peniculida; Parameciidae
Source: the annotation of a GenBank genome assembly
AUGCUAGAAGGUUACAAAGCAAAGAAACAAAGAGACUAAAAUAUGAAACAAUUUCAAGAUGCAAAAAAGUAAGAUUAUAUAUUUGAUUUUAGAAUUCUAUAAAAAUAUAAUAUCUAAUUUAAUUUCAAUGAGGAUUAACAAAUGGAUACUUAUUAUAAUGAAAUUGCUAAUUUAAAGAAUGUAGUCAUAGAACAUGAACAAAGAAUAUUUCUAUUACAAUCUAGUAAUGAUUAAUUGAUAAAAGUAUUUUAGUAUGAUACAUAACUUAGUACAGGAAGCACGCAGAGAUCAAAAAUUAUUGAGAUAAAAGCAACAUGAAUUAAUGAGAUUAGAAAAAAAAAAAUAAGAUGUAGAUUAAAUAGAUGACGAUUUUGAGUUAGAUGACUCUGAAAUAAUACAGAAGGACCUUCAAAUUGAAGAAUAGGAGUAUCAGCUUCAAGAAUUGGAUAAAAUAAAGAUAGAGACAAUUUAAUUGUUAUCAGAUGAUAAGCAAAACUAUUUAAAAUAAAUAUCUAUUUUAGAAGAAGAGAAGGCUAAACUAUAAAAAUAACUCAAUACUAAAUAGGAUUCUGCUUAAAUGAAUUAACUUAAAUUGAAAAUAUCAGAAUACGAAACUAAAAUAUUGGAUAUGAGAUAAAAAGAAUUGACCUCAAAAUAAUUGUAAAAGAAAUUGGAUGAUUAGGAAACUUAAGUGAAAGAACUUAGAACUAAUAUUGAACAAAUGAAAAAAUAGAAAGUUGAUUUGAUUAAGAAAAUGAAAUAAGAAAAUGAGAAAUACAUAAAAGACAAGGAGUAAAAACAUAAAGAGUUAAUAUAUGCAAAAAAAUUAAAAAUAUAAUAAGAUACUUUGGUAAGUAAAUUGAAAAAUGAUAAUACUAAAAAAGAUGUUUUAUUAAAACGAAAGGAGGAUGAAUUAUAAAAACAAAAAAAUGAAAAAUUAAUUAUCAAAUAACACAAUCGAUAUAAUCCAAAUAAAUCAUUAUAAUAUGACACUUUUGAAAAGUAAAUAGAUGACUUGUUUUCAGAAUUAAUACUUGGUGAAUAGGCUGAAGAAUAAAUAACUAAGGAAUACUCUAAGUUAGAAGAAAUCUAAGAAGAAUUAAGACAAAUUGAGGCAAAGAUUUGUUCAUUACAAAUUAAAAUUGAUUAACUUCAAUUUGACAUGACAUAAAGCAAUGCAGCUUGUAGCAUUGAGAGUGUACAAUAAUAUGAGUUAGAAUUAAAUGAUUUUUAGUAAAAAAGAGAAAAUAUCUCAGAAACAAUAGAAUUCUAGCUCUAAAAAAUUGAUGAUUAUAGAGUGAUAUCAUCUAAAGCAAAUGAUUACUAUACUAUAGUAUUAACUAAUCAGUACUUCAAAGAUUUACAUAAUUGGUGUACCAGAUCAUUCAGAUAUGUUAUUGAUAAUUGGGUCAAAGAUCAUUAUUAAAUGACUUUAUACGCUCAAUAAAUAGAGGAGUUAAAUUAAACAAAUCAAGAACUUCUUCAUGCAAAACCUAGUCCCAUAAAAAAAUCUAUUAGAUAAAAUACACCUAUAGAUGAUUUGAAAAGGUAGAUAAAUGAAUAUAAAAGAAAAUUGUAGGCAUUGUAAAAUUAAUAUAGAACAAUAAGCAUAGAAUUGGAUUACUACAAGAAUUUUUAUAGUGAAUAAAUCAAUAAAUAGCAAAAAGAUAAGUCAAUUGGAUUAGGAUAAUAAUUAUAGCAUUCAUAAUCAUAUCAUACAUUUAGAAAUUCAAUUAGCAAAGAAUUAAAAUCAGAAUAACAACUACCUUUAGCCUUGAGUCAUGUAAAAUCGUUUGGGUAAUUAGGAUCAAGUAUGAGAGUUAGAAGUUCGGUUUCUUAAUAUUGGAUAGCUGAGUAGUUAAAUUCAUCAUAAGAAAUCAUUAAUUAUGAGUAAAUAUUAAUAUCGAUUUUAGUAUUGUGAAAACUCUUUAAGGUCAUGAUUAACCCAUCCUAUCAUUAUAUACAAAAGACAACAUAUUGUGCUCUGGAUAAUACAAAUAAUUUAAAGUGUGGGAUGUAGAAUCUCAAUAACUUAUCAGUACAAUAGAUCAAAGUAAUCACUGUAGAUCCAUAUAUUAUUGGGCAAAUCGAGAUGCCUUUGCUGUUUCACAUGGAUCUCAAAUAUCUUUAUAUGAUCCAUUAACACUAAUGUGCAAAGGAUUACUUAAAUCUUCAAUAGAAGAAAUCAAAUGUAUUACUAGUAUCAAUGGAUUAUUGGUUGCAGCAGGUAAGUCUAUUAAUUCUAAUGCUUUGAAUAUUUGGGAUUCCAGAUAAAAUAAGUAUAUAAUAACAUUAUUUAAGUAUUUUGUAUGAAUUUGAAAAGGGUUCAGAUAUCUUAAGCAUUUAUGGUUCUGAUGAGAAUUCUGAGUUGAUUUAUGGGACAUUAAAGCAUUAUACUAAAAGAAUACCCUUUAAUAAAAAUAAAUAUAAUCAAAUUUAAUAGUUAUAGCCACCUUAAUUGGAUAAGGUAACAGGAGUUGCCUCUUUUGGGGACUAUAUAGUGAGUUGGUAUAAAUAUAUGAAGAUUAAAUAGUUCUUUGAGCAAAAGAAUGUUACUUUGGAAACAGCAAACAGGUUUAGAAUCUACUACAAAUGAUAGCAUACAUAAAGAUCUGAUAACUGCUUUAGCAAGUACAUUUUAAGGCUAUGUUUAGUUGAUAAAAGUUUGAAAUUGAUUUACACAUCUUGUAAGGAUGGUAAUGUCAGGGCCAUCAAAGUUAAUGAGGAAAGGAAAUUCCAAUUACUUCAUGAAAUUACUGCUUCAAAUGUAUUAUUUAUUAGAAUUCUAGCAAUAAAUUAAUGCAUUGCACGUUAUCCAAGACAACCAUUUAGUGAUAAGUGGAGGAUAAGAUAAACUGAUUAAAAUUUGGAGACCGUCGAAAAAUUUAUUAUAAAUGUAAAAUGCUAUUGGUGAAUUUAUUGUUGAUGAUUAAAAUUGA